Eriocheir sinensis (Chinese mitten crab) is the source of this 2762-nucleotide messenger RNA. Its product is annotated as lipase lipl-4-like. Gene Ontology annotation, biological process: lipid metabolic process. The coding region runs from base 120 to 1655 and encodes 511 amino acids. The record is from RefSeq and is a predicted model, not a curated record. The transcript is spliced from 11 exons. Lineage: Eukaryota; Metazoa; Arthropoda; Malacostraca; Decapoda; Varunidae.
GACAGGAGCGCACGCAGGAAUAUACCAUACCGACUUCCUGAUCACCUUCCCUCCUUCGUCCUCAUUCUUCUCUUCCUCCUCCUCCUCCUCCUCGUUGCUGCCAUCUGCCUGAGCCAAAGAUGAGACCGCACGUGACUAGAUGCCUGUCGGGGAAGGAGUGCGCCUCGCUGGUGGGGCUGAUGGUGGUCGUGGUGGCGGCCGUGGUUGCUCAUGCCGGCGGAGGGGAAGUGCCGCAGAUUCUUGGUGCUGAAGACUUGAAUUUGGAGUCCCUCCCUAAACUGUCGAGGAGCAAGCGGAACCUUCACCCUCACGCGCGCCUCCCGACGCCGGAGCUGAUACGCGCUCGUGGGUACCCUGCCGAGGUGCACCAGGUGGUUACGGAGGACAAGUAUAUCCUGGAGAUUCACCGGAUACCCCACGGGAGGCACGAGAGUCCAGUCCAGGGCCCGACCUACAAGCAGCCUUAUCACGAUGGCAAGACGUACUCCCACACACCCUCCAGACCGAACACCCUGAACCACAACCACCACCAGCAAUAUCCCGCCCACCCCUACCUCAACGCUGGUGGUGCCGACUCGUGGCCGAAGGAGAGGCACCAUAACACGACCAUAUUGGAUGGCGAUGAUGUAGGACGGAACGGCAGACGGGUCGUGUUCCUGUUCCACGGCAUCACUUGCUCCAGUGCCGACUACGUCAUGAACGACCCCAAUCAGGCGCUUGGUUUCGUGAUGGCUGACGCGGGUUACGACGUGUGGAUCGGGAACAUCAGAGGCAACUUCUACGGGCGUCGCCACGUCAGCUUGUCGCCCGAGGAGGAAAAAUUCUGGGACUUCACGUGGAGUGAGCCCGCCCGCUACGACGUGCCUGCCAUGCUUUCCUACGUGAUGAAGGUGAGCGGUUCCAAGAAAGUGAGUUAUGUUGGUCACUCUAUGGGCGCCUCCCUCCUCUUCGUCAGUCUUCACCUCUACCCCGUCAUGAACACCUGGCUGCACGGAGUGGCUGCGCUCGCUCCUGCGGCCUACAUGCACAACAAGCAGGGGCCCCUUCGCGUCGUCGCACCCUUCAUUGAGGAGAUCGAGAAGAGUUUCCGGCGGUCCGGGAAAUACGAGCUGCUGCCCCUGAGGCCGGAGAGGCCCUACCUGGCCCACCUGUGCUCGCCGCUCUCCUUCCUCAACCCUGUCUGCUCCUUCAUUCACUUCCUCAUCGGCGGACCCAACGAAAACUACGUGGACCCGAACUACCUGCCCGUGAUCUACGCCCACACACCUGCCGGGACCAACUUCCGCAUCCUAACUCACCUUUUGCAGAUUGUUCGGUCACAAAAGUUCCAAGCUUUCGAUUAUGGGCAGGAGAGGAAUGUGAAAGAGUACGGUACCCCCAGCCCCCCGCGGUACUCCUUGGGCAGCGUGAGGGUCCCCGUGGGCGUGUUUUGGGCCGAGAAUGACUGGGUGGUGGAUCCCAAGGACGUGGCACUCACCGCCUCUGAACUCCCCUGGGUGGCUUACAACUACAAGGUUCCCCUCAAGGAUUUCAACCACUUGGACUUCAUGUGGGCCGAAAACGCCGCCGAGCUGGUGUACAAACCGGUGCUGGAAUAUCUAAGGAAGUGCGAGCAGCGAGAAUUCCACCACAACCACCAGAACAACUAUUACUGAGAAGAGGGAUGAGAGGAAAACAGAAGUGUGUGUUUGAUGUGAUUUGGAGACGGUAACGCAAUACUGUGAUAUCUGUAAAAAUGAGUAGUGAAAGUAGCCGUCUUGGGUGUGAAUGCAGGUCCGAUUACCGUGCCAUUGGAAAUUUGUCAGCUAAAAAGCAACAAUGAAAAACACAGCUUGACCAGAUUUUUCAGUGGAAGGGAAAAGGAAUGACCCACGCAAAAACACUGUUGGAACAUUAGUAAUAUAAUCUGCUCUGGUCUGUGGAACACCGGAAUAACAUGACCUUCCGAUCACUCCUUAGUCAAAUAUACCAGUGAAUAUACCAGUGAAUGUCCAAGAAACACCGGAGCUGAGAAAUCUGAAGGAGCAUUGCCGCCUUGAUCAGGGCUUUGUAAGAGGUGAGCAAACAGACAGACCUGACUAUUAGAGUCUUAAACCUCGAUACAGCGAAAUUAAACUAUGCAUCAGUGUAAUGAACAAAACCCUGAAGUUGAACAAGGAACAGUGACGGGCUGCCUAGUGGAGAGAUAUGAGUUUUAACAGUGAGGAAAUGCAAUACAAACAUGCACCAGUGGAAGGAAGUGAAAAGCCUCUAGUUGAAUGAGGAAGUAAGUUAGCGGAAGGCCCAGACAGCGUCCCACCGUGCAAAUAGACUCAGCAGGAUCGCAGACGACCUGAGUGGUGGGUCCGCCGCGGAGUGAGUUCGGGACAGACUGACGCAGCGCAAAGAGUGAAGGAAAGAAAGAAUGAAAGAGAGAAAGAAAGGAAGAAAAGAUGAGGCUGACCGAUAAUACUCAUAUGAUAAUUUCAAUUGGAAAGUGAAGUAGAGACUAAAUGAGUAGAUUACGGUGAAUUAACGGUGAUAAAACGAACGCUCAACAGUUUGGUGUGGCGGCGUCUGCACGUGACUGACAUGUUUACUCUGGGCAUUUGUCUGUGAUUAAUAUUCUCUUUCGGUUACGAAGGGAAACAGUUAUUGAAUUGAUAAAGCUCUUUCAUGUCUGUUUGUCUCUGUCCACCGGUCUGUCUGUCCCUCUCUUUUUUUUUUUUGCUGCAUUCCUUCUCUUUUGUUGAUGUAUUUUGCAAAUAUAGUUUUUUUCCUCA